GAAAACCACACGAAAUGUAAGGCGUGGUGCUAAUGGAUAAAUCUUGACAUGGCCACUGCAACUGUUCCCUCCUCCCAUCGCCUCCAUUUCUGCUUCGUCUCUUCAUCCUCUUCCAAAUUCUCAAUUACUAGACAAUUAUCCCUAAAUUGUCCCCCAAAAAAUCGUCUUUCACUAGUCUUUUGUUGUUCUUCUUCUACUACUCCGCCAUCAUCGUCGUCGCCCCAAGUCAGUGAACCCACUCCCAAUGCUGAGUCUUGCGUCAAUGCGGGCCUCGACCUCUUCUCUAAAGGACGGGUGAAAGAUGCUCUUAUGCUGUUCGACACAGCACUUACUUUAAAUCCCAACCCUGUGGAGGCUCAAGCUGCAUUUUAUAACAAAGCAUGCUGCCAUGCCUACAGGGGCGAAGGAAAGAAAGCUGCUGACUGUUUACGCACUGCUUUGAAAGAGUAUAACCUAAAGUUUGGCACAAUCCUUAAUGAUCCGGAUUUGGCUUCCUUCAGAGCAUUGCCUGAAUUUAAGGAACUACAGGAAGAGGCUAGGUUAGGAGGGGAAGACAUAGGGUACAGUUUCCGUAGAGACCUUAAGCUCAUCAGUGAGGUACAAGCACCAUUUAGGGGGGUUAGAAGAUUCUUCUAUGUGGCAUUCAUCGCUGCUGCUGGCAUUUCUACAUUUUUCACUAUACCCAGGUUAAUCCGUGCAAUUCAAGGUGGAGAUGGUGCUCCUGAUUUUGGGGCGACUGCAGGAAAUGCUGCUAUAAAUGUCGUUGGUAUUGUUGUUUUUGUGGCGUUGUUGUUUUGGGACAACAAAAAAGAGGAGGAACAGCUUGCACAAAUAUUGCGUGAUGAAACACAAUCAAGGCUGCCUAUGCGCCUUUCAACUGAUAGGAUUGUUGAACUCGUCCAGCUAAGAGACACCGUGAGGCCUGUUAUUUUGGCUGGAAAAAAGGAGACAGUCUCUCUGGCUAUGAGAAAUGCUGAGAGAUUCCGGACUGAGCUUCUGAAACGCGGAGUCCUUCUAGUUCCUGUUAUUUGGGGUGAUGGUAGGGAAACAAAAGUAGAGAAGAAAGGUUUUGGUCUUUUGCAAAAGGCAGUCGCUUCCCUCCCAUCCAUAGGGGAAGAUUUUGACCAAAGAACUCAGUCAAUAAUUGCAAAAUCAAAACUGAAGUCAGAGAUCCGGUUCAAGGCGGAGGUCGUUUCACCUGCAGAGUGGGAAAGGUGGAUAAGGGAUCAACAGAAGUCUGAAGGUGUUACUCCUGGUGAAGAUGUCUACAUUAUACUUCGUCUAGAUGGUCGUGUUCGACGAUCAGGAAAGGGGAUGCCUGACUGGGCUCAAAUUUUAAAGGAACUGCCUCCAAUGGAAGCAAUAUUAAGCAAGCUAGAAAGAUAAUACAAGUUCCUCUUGCUGUGUGCUAAAAGCUUUUCACUACCUGGUAUAUUUUUGGUCAGUCUCCUUUCUUGAAAUAUACAAGACAUUAACUGAUGCCUGUCGAGCUCUUCUGUUUUACGUUCCAUUUUUGCAAGUACAUAAUAUUGUACUAUAAAUUGAUAUUUGCCAGAUGAAUAUCAGCUGAAAUGAAAUUUCACAGAAA
Messenger RNA from Solanum dulcamara, 1588 nucleotides. Its product is annotated as protein LOW PSII ACCUMULATION 1, chloroplastic. The coding region runs from base 49 to 1386 and encodes 445 amino acids. Gene Ontology annotation, biological process: photosystem II oxygen evolving complex assembly. Gene Ontology annotation, molecular function: protein binding. The transcript has 9 exons. NCBI's taxonomy places the organism in Eukaryota, Viridiplantae, Streptophyta, Magnoliopsida, Solanales, Solanaceae. Gene Ontology annotation, cellular component: chloroplast. The record is from RefSeq and is a predicted model, not a curated record.